This is a messenger RNA of [Candida] anglica, 725 nucleotides long. NCBI's taxonomy places the organism in Eukaryota, Fungi, Ascomycota, Pichiomycetes, Serinales, Debaryomycetaceae. The record is from the annotation of a GenBank genome assembly.
UUCUAAGUCUUUUUAGUGUAUCCAACUAUUUCAAAAGAUACGUGCCGUUACCAAUAUAUAUCUCUGGUAUUAUUUCUCAAAAAAUUGAACUUGACUAAUAAUCACAACAGGUUUGUUCAAUAAUAGCAAUAUGAGUGUUAACCCCACUUCAUCGAAUGAUGGGGGUCAAGCAAGUGUUGUGCCCAGAGAUGUGAGACUUUUACAUUUGAUAUUUGCCACGCAAGGUAUUCAAAAUUAUCAAGAUCAUGUACCACUUCAAUUAAUGGAUUUUGCACAUAGAUAUACCACUGGUGUAUUGAAAGAUGCCUUAACAUAUAACGAUCAUUCCAAGUCGACUUCAUCCGGUAUUUCUUCAAGCUCUAAUAGUACAGUUAAUACUGAUGAUAUUCGUCUUGCAAUUGCUGCUAGAACCAAUUAUCAAUUCAAACCAACUCCACCAAAGGAAUUAUUAUUAGAAUUAGCACAAGAAAGAAAUUCUAAACCUUUGCCACCUGUCAUUCCUAAAUGGGGGUUAAAUUUACCGCCAGAAAAGUAUUGUUUGACUGGUAAAGAUUGGGAUUCAAUAGAUGAUGAAGAUAAGGAUAAUGUAAAUUCCAAGAAACAAAGAUUCAAUUAGAAGUAGUUUCAAUUAUGAUUAUGAUGAAUGGGAUUAUUUUAUACAUCCCAUUAACAGAAUGUUAUCCCCUUAUGUACAAUAGAUAUGUUAUGAUAAAAUGAACAAUAAC